AUGAAGACAGUACAGCUAUUUUCAACUGAGCUGUCAAAAGAGAAGAAGUCUAGACUGCUUGACAAGAAGGCAGAAUCACUUGCAUGUGAAGCAAAAUCCCCUCACCAGAACACACUCACACAGAGGCAUAAAAAGGAGGCACUUGUUAGCAUGGAGGAUGUAAAUAGGAAUGAGGAAACAUUCAAUGGGCUGAGCAGACUUGGGUCAAGACCACCAAACUGUGAGCAUCAAUGUGGAGGUUGCAGACCAUGUAUUGCCAUUCAAGUACCCACAAACAAUGAGGUUUUUGGAGUCAAGUAUGCAAAUUAUGAGCCAGAAGGUUGGAAAUGCAAGUGUGGCACUUCUUUCUUCAGCCCAUAG
Messenger RNA from Ilex paraguariensis (yerba mate), 360 nucleotides. NCBI's taxonomy places the organism in Eukaryota, Viridiplantae, Streptophyta, Magnoliopsida, Aquifoliales, Aquifoliaceae. The record is from the annotation of a GenBank genome assembly.